Messenger RNA from Lasiodiplodia theobromae, 1680 nucleotides. RefSeq names its product Serine threonine protein kinase. Gene Ontology annotation, biological process: protein phosphorylation; intracellular signal transduction. The transcript has 4 exons. The record is from RefSeq and is a predicted model, not a curated record. NCBI's taxonomy places the organism in Eukaryota, Fungi, Ascomycota, Dothideomycetes, Botryosphaeriales, Botryosphaeriaceae. Bases 1 to 1680 code for a protein of 559 amino acids. Gene Ontology annotation, molecular function: ATP binding; protein serine/threonine kinase activity. Gene Ontology annotation, cellular component: cytoplasm.
AUGGAGCCCGCCAAGGUUCAAAAAAUUUUCACGCAACUUGUCGGUGCCGUUUCCUACAUCCAUCUGAAGUCCUGUGUGCAUCGCGACCUCAAACUGGAAAACGUUCUUCUGGACAAGCACGGAAACGUCAAGCUGGUGGAUUUCGGCUUUACUCGCGAAUACGAGGGCAAAUCAAACUACCUCCAAACAUGGUGCGGAACUGUCUGCUACAGCGCUCCGGAAAUGCUCAAGGGCGAAAAGUAUGCAGGCGAAAAGGUGGAUGUGUGGAGUCUUGGGGUUAUCGUCUACGCUUUGCUUUGCGGAGAACUGCCAUUCGAUGAGGAUGAUGAGAAUGAGACGAAGAGGAGGAUAUUGAAGGAGGAGCCAAAAUAUCCGGACCAUAUGCCUGAACAAGCAAAGGACCUGAUCAUAAAGCUUCUCUCAAAGCGCCCGCUUCUGCGGCCUUCGCUGCCAGAGAUUCUUCAGCACCCAUGGCUUGCAGAGCACGCGCCUCAGCAGCAGGUGAUCCUGAAGCUGCAGCAGCCGCCUCCUUUCACCACCGAAAUUGAAAAGGAGACUCUCCAGCGUAUGCGUAGUGCUGGAGUGGAUAUCGACAAGGUCAUCGAGAACGUGCUGGCCCAGCGCUGUGACGCCUUGGCAGGAUGGUGGGCUUUGUUGCUGGAGAAGGAGGAACGGAAAGCCAAGAGGCGGGAGCGCAAGAGGAAAGAACGAGAAGCUGAGGCAAAGAGUUUGCGCAGAUUGAGUGCUGCUAGCAGGGCCAGUAGCAGGCUUGAUCGUCUUGCUCCGACAAUCAGGGAGAUCGAUGAAGAGGGCGCUCCGAUCCCGACUCUUGGAGAGCCGCCAAAGAGCAGGGGCCGGAACAGGGAGCGGACGUCCAUCGCGACGUUUGGCAUCGCUCAAGCAUUGGUUCAAGGAGUCGGCGAAACGCGCAAGAUCCAGAUCACCAGACGACACUCGGAGGCCUUCUACUACAGCGACUACAAACACCGCCAGACCGUUGUCCCAGGUCCGACCGGAAUCGCAGAACCGCGCAAGCUACGUAGGAACGCCGCAGCGCCCACGAGUUUCCACCAGAGCAAGCAGUGGGUCGAACAAGAGGGCAUCUCUCUCCCCAGCGCCGAUGACGCCCCGGUCAUCCUACCGACGCAGUUCUGCCGGCCUUCGAGGCCGCAAGCAUCAUCCACAUCUUCAGCGUCCCUAGCUUCGCCAUCCGUCUCGAGCCGAACCGCCCGUAGCCCCCAUCAGUCUGUCAAGGUACUCCCAGCAACUCCGACUGGCACUACGUUUCCUUCCAACAUCCGUCUGGUCCGAGCUACGGCGGCCGAGUCUGCCGCUGCGUUUGGCGGGCUUCCGCCGCCAAGCCCUGGAGUGCUCUUCGCAAAGAGAAAACGAAGCCCCUUCAAAGGCCCCGCGCUCAGUCUGAAUACAGGCGGUAGUCCAAUCGUGAGGGGUCGCGGUGAAGGUGGCAGUAGGACCAGUAGUGUUCAGGGACGGAAGAGCGGCGAACUCGUCAUCGAAGAAGAGAACGAAGACAUCCUGGAGGAGGAGGAAGAAGAAGAUAUAGAAGAAGUGGAGGCAUUUUCGCCAGUCUUGGCACCCGGAGAGUAUUUGGAGGAAUCGCCGCAAGAUCUCAAUCUAUCUGAGGAGCCGCCGCCAGAGACCCCCAAGCUAGCUCCCUAA